Molecule: messenger RNA, 876 nt
Organism: Colletotrichum lupini
Lineage: Eukaryota; Fungi; Ascomycota; Sordariomycetes; Glomerellales; Glomerellaceae
Exons: 3
Coding region: 1-876 (291 amino acids)
Source: RefSeq, a predicted model, not a curated record
AUGGAGAUGGGCCAGUUGGGCUGGCUAGACACUAGUGCCCCCAUCGGCCACACUAUGGGUGUCUCCGGUCAACCGAGAUCAUCAGAGUGUCAUUCUUCUGGCCAAGGUGGUUCACAUCAAGCGACGAUCGAGAGGCACGGCGGCAUGGAAGCAUGGCAGAGGGGAGCCAGUCGUCAAGGAGUAUCGGUCUUUGUCCCAUGCCAACCGAACCCACCCCUGAGAUCUCCAGUUCAAACGAGCUGCGCCCAGCGAUCAGCCAUGCCGGAGCAAGAUCAACUUGCGACGCGCAUGUUUCCUGGACCUGUCCGGACACUUGUUGUGAACGGCCGGGAAGUUGUCGUACUGCUUCAUUGUCCAUUCGUCGCUUUCCCGGCUGGCGUUCGUUGCAAAAGCAGCAGCCCCCUGGGCCCCUUUCGAAGGGGCAGGCAGGUCUAUGGGAUACAUACCAAGCUGCCCAUGAUGAAGCAAGUUUCUGUCAACAGCAAGAUUUCAGUAGUCAUCCUCAUCCAACAAGGACAAUUCCUGACUGAGGAGAGUUUAGCCUUAUGGUCCCCCUUGCAGGCACCACGCUCACGGCAUUGGGUUCGCAAUGGCGUCGCACCAGGUGGGCAACGGCUCGUCGAUGGCCGCCCAGACGGACAAGCGCUGCCCAUCCGCCCCUGGGCCUCCGUGUGCGUUCCAUGGGUUACGCGUGCUCCUCGCCGGGCCACAGCCAAUAGCCGGCGGUGCCCCGGCCGGAGGUAUUGCUCUCUUGGAGUCCCGUCACCGGCGUCUCGACUGCCGGAAGCCCUAACCAUCAUCUCCUUCGUCUAUCCUUGCAGCCCCCAUCCUUGGACGACGACCUCUCCCACGGAUUGCACAGGUAUUAGCUGUUAA